UCCCCGAGCUCACCGACCUGCAUGGGGGAGGACGCGGGGGACAGGGGUUCGUCGGCCGACGGCCUAGCUCCGGUAGGGUUGCCGAUGUCGGAGACCAGCCCGAAGGCGGAGGCGGCGAAGCUGCUGCCUUUCCUGGCGCUCGGGGAGCGGGUUGACCUGCAGGCGGCGGCGGCGCAGCAUGUGCUGGCGCUGACUGGCUCGGGGCCGGGGCGCACGCUGCUGGCCGGCCAGGCGGCACUGCUGCGGGCGCUGGUCGAGCUGGCGGUGGCCCCUCCUCCUGCCCCAGCCCGAGACGCCGCUCGCGCGCUAGUCAACCUGGCUGCCGACCCCGGCCUGCACAAGCCGCUGCUGGCGGCCGAGCCCAGACUGCCUGUCCGCCUGCUGGGCUGCGCGUUGGACCCACACUGGCCCUGGGCCGAGGAAGCGGCCGCCGCGCUGGCUAACCUCAGCCGCGAGCCGGUGCCGUGCGCUGUGCUGACAGAGGCUCUGGCGGCCACAGAACCGGGAGAGUCGGGCCUGGAGCGGCUGGUGCGCGCGCUGUGCACUCCGGGCUACAACGCUCGCGCGCCCUUGCACUACUUGGGACCAGUGCUCUCCAACCUCAGCCAACAUCCCGCGACCCGCGCUUUUCUGCUGGAUCGCAACAGGUGCGUGGUCCAGCGGCUGCUGACCCUUACCCAAUACCCGGACUCCUCGGUGCGCAGGGGCGGGGUGGUGGGAACACUGCGAAAUUGCUGCUUCGAGCACCGACAUCAUGAAUGGUUGCUUGGGCCCGAGGUGGACAUUCUCCCCUUCUUGCUACUGCCCCUGGCUGGGCCUGGAGACUUCUCUGAGGAAGAGAUGGAGCGGCUGCCUAUUGAUCUGCAGUACCUGCCACCAGACAAGCAGCGAGAGCCUGACGCUGACAUCCGCAAGAUGCUAAUUGAGACCAUCAUGCUGCUGACAGCCACGGCACCUGGUCGGAAGCAGGUGAGGGACCAGGGAGCCUACUUGAUCCUGCGAGAGCUGCACAGCUGGGAGCCUGAGCCUGAUGUGCGGGUGACUUGUGAGAAACUCAUCCAGGUACUUAUUGGGGACGAGCCAGAGCGCGGCCUGGAGAACCUGCUGGAGGUGCAGGUGCCUGAGGAGGUUGAGCGGCAGCUGCAGCAGCAGGAUCACCAGGAGCGGGAGCAGUGUGAGCGGGAGCAGCAGGAGCUGGAGCUAGGCCCAGGGCCACAAGCAGAGGAAGGCUUCUCGCCACAGAGCACCCCCCACCCACCCCCAGCCCUCUUGUCCUCAGUCCUGGUACCACCUCCAGAGCUGGGGCCAGCUCUACUGGAGCUCAGAUCAAAGCCGAGUUCUUCGUGGAUACCAGGUGCCUUCCUCUUCUGUGGUCCCCUCUUCAUUCUCCCUCCCCCCAGUUAAAUUAAAGCUCUGGCCUGAAGGUAUGUGGACUGUUUUCCAGAUGCCCCAACAUCCCUCUUCCUGCAUUGAGAAGUCCACACCCUUGGCUCUAUAGAAUAAACGCUUUAUCUGG
Molecule: messenger RNA, 1516 nt
Organism: Budorcas taxicolor (takin)
Lineage: Eukaryota; Metazoa; Chordata; Mammalia; Artiodactyla; Bovidae
Gene: HGH1
Product: HGH1 homolog
Exons: 7
Coding region: 22-1404 (460 amino acids)
Source: RefSeq, a predicted model, not a curated record